Molecule: messenger RNA, 900 nt
Organism: Cynara cardunculus var. scolymus (artichoke)
Lineage: Eukaryota; Viridiplantae; Streptophyta; Magnoliopsida; Asterales; Asteraceae
Exons: 1
Coding region: 1-900 (299 amino acids)
Cellular component (GO): membrane
Source: RefSeq, a predicted model, not a curated record
AUGGGAUCUAAUCAUCUUUCUCUCACUUGGGUUCUUCUUCUUUUCUUCUCAUUACCCUCACAAUUUGCUAUUCAAACUCAUGGAAUCAAGUCCACAAGACUUCUUGAUCUUGCCAUUAGAUAUUACACCUUCAAGUCAUACAAACACUUCAAAACCGGCUUGUCGUAUAACGUCCGUUUGCCGUCAAAUCUCACGGGGAUUAACGUUAGCACGGUUAAGUAUCGUUGCGGAAGCCUCAAACGGUACGGUGCAAGCAUCAAAGAGUUUCAGUUGGGAGCUGGUGUGGACGUCCGUCCAUAUGUAGAGAGAGUUCUUAUAGUAACACAAACCCUAGGAAACAAUUGGUCUCGUAUUUACUACGAAAACUACGACCAACUACUCGGUUAUCGACUCGUGUCUCCGGUUUUAGGGUUACUGGCGUAUAACGCCGAGGACGAUACCAAAUUCAGCAUGCAAUUCGAGGUUAAAAUUCAGUCACCGAACGUGAACGGAAUAAAGAUCGAUUUCAAUAACUACACGAUGGCGAAGAACAACACGUUGGCGGGUCGGAUACAGAUGUGUGCGACGUUUGGAGACGAUGGAAAGGUGACGCUCGAAAAAGAGGUUGCACCGAACAUCUGCGCCACCACGAGCCACGGCCAUUUCGGGUUGGUGGUGCGGUCGCCAUUGUUGCCGGAAAGGAAGAAGAUAAAGCGGUGGAAGGUGGUGUUUGGAAGCUCGGCCGGGGCGGCCAUCGGAGCUUUUCUUCUGGGGUUGCUGUUGAUCGCCAUGUUUGUGAAGGAGAAGAAGAAAGCUAGAUUGGAGGAGAUAGAGAGAAGGGCUUAUGAAGAAGAAGCACUUCAAGUUUCCAUGGCAGGACAUGUAAUUCGAGUUCAAAAUGUUCAUCAAAAUCCACGGUGA